Molecule: messenger RNA, 5112 nt
Organism: Delphinapterus leucas (beluga whale)
Lineage: Eukaryota; Metazoa; Chordata; Mammalia; Artiodactyla; Monodontidae
Source: RefSeq, a predicted model, not a curated record
AUGAGCUCUGCUGCGGAGAUGGCCAUUUUUGGAGAAGCAGCUCCCUACCCGCGGAAAUCAGAGAAGGAGAGAAUCGAGGCUCAAACUCGCCCAUUUGAUUCUAAGAAAGCUUGCUUUGCAGUGGAUGAUAAGGAAUUUUAUGUGAAAGGUAUGAUCCAGAGCAAGGAAAAUGACAAAGUCACAGUCAAGACCUCAAUAUCUCAAUAACUCACUCUGAACAGUGAACAGGUGUUCCCCAUGAACCCCCCCAAAUUUGACAAGAUCGAGGAUAUGGCCAUGAUGACCCACCUGCACGAGCCAGCAGCCAACCUCAAAGAGCGUCACGCAGCCUGGAUGAUCUACACCUACUCGGGCCUCUUCUGUGUCACCGUCAACCCCAAGCGGCUGCCGGUGUACAACCCCGAGGUGGUGACGGCCUACAGAGGCAAAAAGCGCCAGGAGGCCCUGCCCCACAUCUUCUCCAUCUCUGACAACGCCUUUCAGUUCAUGCUGACUGAUCGAGACAAUGAGUCCACCCUCAUCACCGGAGAAUCCGGGGCUGGGAAGACAGUGAACACGAAGCGUGUCGUCCAGUACUCUGCAACAAUUGCGGUCACUGGGGAGAAGAGGAAGGAGCAGCGGCCGGGCAAGAUGCAGGGAACCCUGGAAGACCAGAUCAUCCAGGCCAACCCCCUCCUGGAGGCCUUUAGAAAGGCCAAGACCGUGAGGAAUGACAACUCCUCGAGAUUCGGGAAGCUCAUUCGCAUUCACUUUGGGGCCACAGGAAAGCUGGCAUCAGUGGCCAUUGAAACCUAUCUCUUAGAAAAAUCCAGGGUGACAUUUCAGUUAUCCCGUGAGAGAAGCUAUCAUAUUUUUUACCAAAUCAUGUCAAACAAGAAACCGGAACUUAUCGACCUGCUUCUCAUUUCAACCUACCCCUUUGACGUCCCCUUUGUGAGCCAAGGAGAGGUCACCGUGGCCACUAUUGACGACAGUGAGGAACAGUUGGCCACUGAUAAUGACACUGACAUCCUGGGCCUCAGCUCAGAGGAGGAAGUUGGGAUCUACAAGCUCACAGGCGCCGUGAUGCACUACGGGAACAUGAAAUUCAGGCAGAAACAGAGGGAAGCGCAGGCAGAGCCAGGCGGCACCGAAGUUUCUCCUCCUCCUUCAAUGGCUGACAAAGCUGGGUACCUGAUGGGUCUGAAUUCUGCAGAAAUGCUGAAAGGCCUGUGCUGUCCAAGGGUGAAGGUUGGGAACGAAUAUGUCACUAAAGGGCAAAAUGUCCAGCAGGUGACCAAUUCGGUGGGCACUCUGGCCAAAGCCGUCUACGAGAAGAUGUUCCUGUGGAUGGUCACCCGCAUCAACCAGCAGCUGGACACCAAGCAGCCCAGGCAGUACUUCACUGGGGUCUUGGACAUCGCUGGCUUUGACAUCUUUGAUUUCAACAGCCUGGAGCAGCUGUGCAUCAACGUCACCAACGAGAAGCUGCAGCAGUUCUUCAACCACCACAUGUUCGUGCUGGAGCAGGAGGAGUACAAGAAGGAGGGCAUCGAGUGGGAGUUCAUCGACUUCGGGAUGGACCUGGCCGCCUGCAUGGAGCUCCUCGAGAAGCCGAUGGGCAUCUUCUCCAUCCUGGAAGAGGAGUGCAUGUUCCCCAAGGCCACAGACACCUCCUUCAAGAACAAGCUGUAUGACCAGCACCUGGGCAAGUCCAACAACUUCCAGAAGCCCAAGCCUGCCAAAGGCAAGGCUGAGGCCCACUCCUCCCUGAUCCACUACGCGGGCACCGUGGACUACAACAUUGCCGGCUGGCUGGACCAGAACAAAGAACCCCUGAACGAGACCGUGCUUGGCCUGUACCAGAAGUCUUCGCUGAAGCUGCUGUCCUUCCUUUUUUCCAACUAUGCUGGUGCAGAAGCAGGCUACGCUGGGGUGAGCGAGAAGGGCGGGAGGAAGAAGGGCUCCUCUUUCCAGACCGUGUCCGCUGUGUUCAGGGAAAAUUUAAACAAAUUGAUGGCCAAUUUAAGAAGCACCCAUCCUCACUUUGUGCGAUGUCUGAUUCCCAAUGAGACCAAGACUCCUGUCCUAAUGAUGCACAGGGACUCCAUCUUCUGCAUCCAGUACAACAUCCGAUCUUUCAUGAACAUCAAGCACUGGCCCUGGAUGAACCUGUUCUUCAAGAUCAAGCCCCUGCUGAAGAGUGCGGAGGCCUAGAAGGAGAUGGCCACCAUGAAGGAAGAAUUUGAGAGAGCCAACGAAGAACUGGCCACAUCUGAGGCUCAUCGGAAGGAACUGGAGGAGAAAAUGGUGUCCCUGCGGCAGGAAAAUAAUGACCUCCAGCUGCACGUCCAGUCUGAGACCAGGAGCCUGAUGGAUGCCGAGGAACGGUGCGAGGGGCUCAUCAAAAGGAAGAUUCAGCUGGAGGCCAAAGUGAAGGAGGUAAACGAGAGGCUGGAAGAGGAGGGGGGGAUGAAUUCUGAACUGGUUGCCAAGAAGAGGAACCUGGAAGAUAAAUGCUCCUCCCUCAAAACAGACACUGACGACCUGGAGCUGGCCCUGACGGAGGUGGAGAAGGAGAAGCACGCCCCGGAGAACAAGGUAAAGAAUCUUUCAGAAGAAAUGACAGCACUUGAAGAAAACAUUUCCAAACUGACAAAGAAAUCUCUGCAGGAAGCCCAUCAGCAAACAUUGGAGGAUCUUCAGGUUGAAGAAGACAAAGCCAGUGGUCUCACCAAAAUAAAAGUCAGGCUGGAGCAGCAAGCAGACGACGUGAGGAUAUUUUAUUACUACAGUAACGCGGAAAGAAUGUGCCAGACUGUGGAAGAUCAAUUUAAUGAAGUCAAGGCCAAGGAUGACCAACAGACACAGUUAAUCCAUGAUCUGAACAUGCAGAAGGCGAGGCUGCAGACCCAAAAUGGGGAGCUGAGCCACCAAGUGGAAGAGAAGAAGGCUCUGAUUUCACAACUAACCGAAAGCAAGCAGGCCCUCACCCAGCAGCUGGAGGAGCUUAAGAGGCAGCUAGAAGAAGAAACCAAGGCCAAGAGCGCCCUGGCCCACGCCCUGCGGUCCUCCCACCACGACUGUGACCUGCUGCGGGAACAGUAUGAGGAGGAGCAGGAAGCCAAGGCCGAGAUGCAGAGGGCGCUGUCCAAGGCCAACAGCGAGGUGGCCCAGUGGAGGACCAAAUACGAGACGGACGCCAUCCAGCGCACAGAGGAGCUGGAGGAGGCCAAGAAAAAACUGGCCCAGAGGCUCCAGGAAGCAGAGGAAAACACAGAGGCUGUGAGCUCCAAGUGUGCUUCCUUGGAGAAAACCAAGCAGAGGCUCCAGGGAGACGUGGACGACCUGAUGCUGGAUUUGGAGCAGGCCAACACCGCCUGCGCCUGCCUGGACAAGAAGCGGAGGAACUUCGAUGAGGUCCUCGCAGAGUGGAAACAAAAAUUGGAUGAGAGUCAAGCUGAGCUGGAAGCUGCUCAGAAAGAGUCUAGGUCACUUAGUACUGAAAUCUUCAAGAUGCGCAAUGCCUACAAGCAGGUGGUGGGUCAGUUAGAGACACUGAGACCGGAGAACAAAAUUCUGCAAGGUGAAAGAGAUGACUUAACCAUGCAGAUUGCGGAAAUGAGCACGAAUCUUCAGGAAGUGGAGAAGACCAAGAAGCAAGUGGAAGAAAAGUCAGACCUCCAGGCUGCCCUAGAAGAGGUGGAGGGUUCCUUGGAGCAUGAAGAGAGCAAGAUUUUGCGUGUCCAGCUAGAGUUGAACCAGGUGAAAUCCGAGCUUGAGAUCACUGAGAAGGACAGAGAAAUCGAGCAGCUGAAAAGAAACAGCCAGCAGGCAGCAGAGGCCAUGCAGAGCGCGCUGGAUGCUGAGAUCCGGAGCCGGAAUGAUGCUCUGAGGCUGAAGAAGAAGAUGGAGGGGGACCUCAGUGAGAUGGAGAUUCAGCUGCGCCACUCCAACCGCCAGGUGGCAGAGACCCAGAAACACCUGUGCUCAGUCCGGGGCCAGCUCAAGGACACCCAACUGCAUCUGGAUGAUGCCCUGAGGGGCAAUGAGGACCUCAAGGGGCAGCCAGCCAUCGUGGAGCGCAGGAAUGGCCUCUUGCUGGAGGAGCCGGAGGAGAGCAAGGUGGCCCUGGAGCAGACGGAGCAGACCCGUAAGCUGUCGGAGCAGGGGCUGCUGGAUGCCAGCGACCGAGUGCAGCUCCUUCACUCCCAGAACACGUGCCUGAUAAAUAGCAAGAAAAAACUGGAAGCUGACAUAGCCCAAUGCCAGGCAGAGGUGGAGAACUCUAUCCAGGAGUCCAAACAGGCAGAGGAGAAGGCCAGGAAGGCCAUCACGGAUGCGGCCAUGAUGGCCGAGGAGCUGAAGAAGGAGCAGGACACCAGCGCCCACCUGGAGCGCAUGAAGAAGAACCUGGAGCAGACGGUGAAGGACCUGCAGCACCGCCUGGACGAGGCUGAGCAGCUGGCCCCGAAGGGCGGGAAGAAGCAGAUCCAGAAGCUGGAGGCGCGGGUGGGGUGGCGGGAGGGGACUCUCACUCCCAGACUGACACCAGCUCAGCCGCCUCUGGCAGAACCACAGUCCAGAAACUUAGGUGGCGGGGAAUUGGGCACUGAGUCGACUCCUGACCUCUGUGCUCUCUUCUGGGAGCAGGAGUCACAUAGCGGGCUAGAGGCUGAGCAGAAGAGGGAAGCCCAGGCGCUGAAGGGCGCGCACAGAUACGAACGGAAGAUCAAGGAAAUGACUUACCAGGCCGAGGAGGACCGCAAGAACAUACUCAGGCUCCAGGACCUGGUGGACAAGCUGCAGGCCAAAGUGAAGGCUUCCAGGAAGCAGGCGGAGGAGGCCAUGAGUAGGGGGUCCCGGGGAGAGGAGCAGGCUAACACGCAGCUGUCCAGGAGCCGGAGGGUCCAGCGCGGGCUGGAGGAGGCCGAGGAACGGGCGGACAUCGCCGAGUCCCAGGUCAACAAGCUGCGGGCCAAGAGCCGCGACAUGGGGGCCCAGGUGAGAGCAGACUUCCUCCCCAGACGUCCUAGGACCCAGGACCAGGCAGCACCCAGCAGAGUUUGGAGGGUGCCUGUCAGUGCACCUUCCCCGCUGCUGGUCGUGCAGCCACAAAAGUCACUGCUUUAG